Messenger RNA from Penicillium robsamsonii, 654 nucleotides. RefSeq names its product Acyl-CoA N-acyltransferase. The coding region runs from base 1 to 654 and encodes 217 amino acids. NCBI's taxonomy places the organism in Eukaryota, Fungi, Ascomycota, Eurotiomycetes, Eurotiales, Aspergillaceae. Gene Ontology annotation, molecular function: acyltransferase activity, transferring groups other than amino-acyl groups. The transcript has 2 exons. The record is from RefSeq and is a predicted model, not a curated record.
AUGGAUCUCAUCCAAUAUGCCACCGAGGCCGAUGGUCCAGGACUUGCCAAAGUCAAUGUCCAAAGCUUUCAAGGCCGCCGUCUCCUCGAAGAAGUUUUCCCAAAUGCCAGCUUGACGAGAGUGCAGGAAUACAAAAUAAUUGUGGGAAUGAAACAUCUUGCCGAUCCCAAUAUGCACGUCCUCAAGAUCCAUGAUCCAGUCAGUGGGGAACUGGCAACCUACAGCCGUUGGCAUUUUCCAGCAUCAUUUGGUCCGAGCCUGGUUACCUUGACUGAAGACGCGGCCGUUCUGGCCAAGGACCCUGUUCAAUAUGCACCCCGGCCAAUGAAUGCGGAACUUGCCGUUGCCUUUAAAAAGCUUCUCGCGGAUUGUCGUAAGCGAUACACCACAGAGAACGAUAUCAUCCUCGAUUUGCUAGCAACACUGCCGGAAUAUCAAGGGCGAGGUUUUGGCUCUGCUAUCUUGAAAUGGGGUAUAGAAAAGGCAGAUGCCUCCCAGUCGCGCAUCUUCCUCGAGGGUACGCCGGAGGGUGUUCCCCUCUACCUCAAGCAUGGAUGGAAGAUAGUAGAAGAGGUGGCUCUGGAUUUUACACAAUUUGGUAGUGAUGGGCGAGAGUCAUUCUUCCUGAUGAUGAGGGAUCCAGUUUCACAAUAA